UCACAUUUAUUACAUUCACUUAAGAGUUAAGGCUAAACUGAACUCUUAGUAAUACACUCUGAACUCUGAAGACAUCGUACCAUACGUCGGAUAACGGACGACGGACAGACCACUGACUUAUCAGCUGGAUGUGGUCUUUUCGUAAAGUAAAUCGUUUACAAUCACGUUAAGAAUAGGUGUGCACAUUCACAAAACUCAAUUUCGGAUUUAAAUAUAUAUCGUUUAAAGUUGUAUUCGAUUUAAUACUGUUGUCUUCCAACUAUCAAACUUAAAAACCUAUUUUAAAAUGGCCAGAGGUCAACAAAAAGUGCAAUCGCAAGCUAAGGCAGCUGAAAAACAAGCUAAAAUGAAAAAGCAGCAAGGGCAUAGUGCUAAUGAGCAAAAAAAGGCAGCACAAAAAGCGUUAAUACACGCUUGCACGGUUUGUAAAGCUCAGAUGCCGGAUCCAAAAACGUAUAAGCAACAUUUCGAAAACAAACAUCCAAAAAAUGAUAUGCCAGAAGAAUUAAAAGCUAUUUAAUAAUUACUCAACAAUUUUAACUGAUUGUAUGUACAUUAUUCAAGUAACUAAUUUAAAAUAAAUACUAUGUUCUAAAGUUUUAUUAAAUUAAUUAAUUUUAAAUAAAAAGUAUCUUUUUUUUGUAAUAAAUAUGUUUCAACUCAAA
This is a messenger RNA of Adelges cooleyi (spruce gall adelgid), 665 nucleotides long. RefSeq names its product zinc finger protein 706-like. NCBI's taxonomy places the organism in Eukaryota, Metazoa, Arthropoda, Insecta, Hemiptera, Adelgidae. The transcript has 3 exons. The record is from RefSeq and is a predicted model, not a curated record. The coding region runs from base 287 to 520 and encodes 77 amino acids.